UUGCGAAUCGCGUGAAGAUUAUUUUCCACACAGCGCCAGUAGUUAUUUCCUCGCAAGUAGUUCGAAAUUUUACGGGCUCUAAUUGCAGGCACAGCCCUUGCUCAAUGACUUUUGUUGCCUAGUGACGACAGCCUGUCUACUACACCCUGAGAGUACCUCUUCGGACUACGAGACUGAAAGUCGCGGCGCGAGGCAAUUGACGAGAUAGUUACGGGUGUAGACGAAAUAUUUACGGCUGUUGACGAAAUCGUACGAAGUGCGCGUGUGUUACAGUCAUGAAUGGCCAUAGACCCUCGAAAGGGCAGCCGUGUACAUAUAUCGCGCCACUCUAAAACGAGUUAGUUGAUCUCGCAUCUAUAUAUUCGUCCUAGACCAUCAAGGACAGUCUUCGCCUGUGCGACAUGGCGAAGCUCGCACGCGAACAAACAGCUCAUGGUUCCAGCACUGGUAACCCGUUCGCAACGAAGAUCGCGAACCUAGGCGAGCACAGUGCGCGAGAACUCGUCGUCUACCUCGUUAUAGGCACACUCCUUUUGUGUAACAUGUUAUUCUUAAGCACAUCCACAAGUGUAUGGGAGGGGGACCCUUGGGAUCUCCCCAUGCUGCGUGCCCUCGUGACUUCUGGGAAGCUUCGGGGACCUGCGAGUGUGCCACGUCAGCAAGGCGCUGACGGAGCUGACUUGCUGAUGGGGAAGGCUAAUAGCGAGGAUUUCGUGCCGUCCCUCGCAUACGGCAUCACAGGUUCCAAUAACGACACUGACCGUAUUUACCGGCUCCUAUUGGCUACUUACCACCCCCGGAACUACUAUGCCGUCCAUAUAGACGAUGCUGAGUCAGCUUUGGCGCUACGGACAAAGCUCGCCGCCCACCCCGUCCUGGCGGCAACAGUAGCAGUCGGGGCGGCAGAGGCGGCAGGGAGUGGGGAAUAUGUGACUGUAACGGGGGGUGCUGGUCGGAUUCAUGUGAUUAUGGACCCGGAGAUGGUGACUGUAGAGGGGGGCUCGCAUCUGGCGGUCUUGCUGCGAUUGGCGCACACCCUGCUCCGCAUGGGGGAGGGGGAGGCGGAGGGGGAUGGGGGGGAGAGGGGGAGAGAGGGGGAGGGGGAUGGGGGGGAGGGGGGGAGAGAGGAGGAGGGGGAUGGGGGGGAGGGGGGGAGAGAGGAGGAGGGGGAUGGGGGGGAGAGGGCGGGGGCAAUGGAGCCAAAGAAGGGGGCACAGAAGAGUAUUGGGGGGGGGACGAGGGGCCAAGCGAGUGGAUGGCAGUGGCUGGUGCUGCUGGGUGCGGAGGAUUACCCCCUGGUGACACAGGAUGAGCUCCUCUGGCUUCUCUCCUCCGCCUCACCUCGCCUCUCCUUCAUGGACCAUGUGGUCGACCACCGGUUCGACUACCGCCAGGAGAGUGCAUUUGCGGACAAUGCGUUGUUUGAGGGGAGGCGGGGGGGGCGGUGGAUCGCUGAUGUGAGGGAUAGGGUUACCCGGUUCGAGGUGUACACUGGUUCCUUCCCUCUGAUUGCAUCUCAGCCGUUCAUCCGCUAUCUGAUCGACGAGCCCCACGCCGUGCCCCGCCGCAUGCUCAUGUUUCUUGGCGACACCCUCUCGCCCCACUUGCACUACCUGUCAACCGCCGCCUGCCAGUCCGCCCGUUUCAAUCACACAGUGGUGAACAGUGGCCUGCACUUCCCGCCCUUUACAGUCACACAAGGGCAUGAGGUACCCCCUGUCAACGCCUCUGUCUGGCAAAACUUGACUGGGAAAGGUGCUUCUGGGGGAGGUGUCUUCCUCUUCGUGCAUGAUCCGGAUCCGGGCUUGAUUGACGAAAUAGACAGGGAGCUUCUUCACAGGGAGGAGGCGAGUGUAGUGGACUGCAGGGUGGAGUGUACCAGCACAGUGCAACAAACAGCGCAACACAACACGGCCAAAACAAGUGUACAUUCUUUGUUACAGCCAUCUCAAAGAGUUACGGAGCUCAGAAGAGAGCUUCAGAGGACAAUAAUCAAUAACAGGCCAUGUGAGGUAUGAGGAGGUUACCUUGUUACACAUGCUUGACAUUCCUGUAUGGGCGUAUCCCCUGGUUACACACGGAUGGAGCAAUGUGUAUGCAGUAUGGUAGGAUGUGCAUAAGUCAAGCAUCUUGUCUGAUCGCCCCUGACUUGAUCAACCACCAUGAGGUGGGCAAGCUAUUACCAGACAUCAGCCGUGACAUGUUCAUGCAUGAGUUGCAAUGUGUAUGACAACUUCUGUUGACCCGA
Closterium sp. NIES-67 is the source of this 2248-nucleotide messenger RNA. The record is from the annotation of a GenBank genome assembly. Lineage: Eukaryota; Viridiplantae; Streptophyta; Zygnematophyceae; Desmidiales; Closteriaceae.